AUGGCCACCAUUGAAUCACCAACAAUUAUGGAAUUACAUGGAUUCUGUGACGCCAGUGAGAAGGCAUACGGAGCCUGCAUUUAUCUCCGGUCCACCGAUACGCGUGGUAACAUCCAGGUUGAACUUCUCCUGGUAAAAUCCAAGGUAGCGCCCAUAAAAACUCAAACGAUUCCACGUCUCGAAUUGUGCGGAGCACUGCUCCUCUCAUCCCUAGCUACAACCGUUCAGAAGGCACUUCACGUAAAAAUCAACCGCAGCAUCUUCUGGACCGACUCCACGAUAGUCCUCCAUUGGAUCAACACAUCUCCACAUUCGUUAAAAACCUUUGUCGCUAAUAGAAUCUCAGAAAUCCAGACAAAAACCAACAUUACAGAUUGGCGUCAUGUGAGGACCGAAGACAAUCCAGCGGAUCUGAUCACACGAGGUCAGUCAGCGGUUGAAUUUCUCCAACCAUCUAUCUGGCAGCAAGGACCAGAUUGGCUUAAAGGAGAGGAACUUCACUGGCCUACGUGGGAGAUAAAACAACCAACUACAGAUCUGGAACAAAAGACUGUAGUGUGUUUAACAACUGCACCCAUCGACACGAGCCUGUUGGAAAGAUACUCGUCAUGGGGAAGACUCCAAAGGAUCGUCGCGCUCUGUUUGAGAUGGAAACGCUGCAACACUCAAAAGGGAGCGCUUACAGCCACAGAACUUCGUCAAGCUCACAACGCAAUCGUAAAAUUAAUUCAAGGCCUUCACUUUCCGGAAGAAUUACGAUGCCGCGCCAAGGAGAAGAACUGCUGCAUAAGGGGGAAGCUACAGCGCUUAAAUCCAUUCGUGGACCAGGACGGAGUGCUGCGCGUCGGCGGACGCCUGAAACACUCGGCAAUACCAUUCUCGAAAAAACAUCCAGUGAUCCUGCCGAAAUCAUCCGUCACGAAGCUAAUAAUAGAGAACGAGCAUCGAAUCCACCUGCACGCCGGAGUUCAGGCCACAUUGUACGCCGUGAGACAAAGAUACUGGCCUAUCGACGGCCGCAGUCAAGUUUGGAAGGCGGUCAAGGAUUGCGUCCGGUGUUACCGAGCGCAGCCACCGCCGACCGACUACGUCAUGGGCAACUUACCGGCAGCAAGGGUCACCGAAUCACGCCCAUUUACUCAUACAGGGGUGGAUUACUGCGGGCCAUUCUUUGUAAAAGAAAAAAAACUCCGAAACCGAAGCAGAGUAAAGGUCUACACCGCGGUUUUUGUGUGCCUCGCGGUAAAGGCGGUCCACCUCGAAGUAGUGAGUGAUCUCACAAGUGAAGGCUUCAUCGCCGCACUCCGAAGAUUCAUCGCCCGUCGAGGAUUCUGCAUCAGUCUACACUCGGACAACGGAACGAACUUCGUCGGGGCGAACAACGAGCUACGUGAAUUGCGCGACCUCCUGCGCUCUGAUGACCACAACAACAGGGUACAAGCCUUUCUGUCUGAUCGAUUGAUCGAAUGGCAUUUUAUUCCACCGCAAGCUCCUCACUUUGGCGGUCUUUGGGAGGCCGCGGUAAAGUCGUUUAAAUAUCACCUCAAACGCGUCGCAGGUGCUGAGUUCUUCACCUUCGAGAGCUUUAAUACCCUUAUAAUAGAAAUUGAAUCCAUCCUGAAUUCCCGACCUCUCACUCCUAUUUCAUCUGAUCCUAAUGACCUCCUCGUACUUACACCCGGACACUUCCUGAUUGGCGAUUCAUUUACGAGUCUACGUGAGCGUGAUUUCAGGGAUGUUCCAGCAAACCGACUCUCCAGCUGGCAGCAAAUCCAGAAGGUAAAACAACACUUCUGGGCCCGACGGCAUCGGGAAUACUUGAACGAGCUGGUCACCCGCAGCAAAUGGUCCAGCGGCAGUCACACCAUCACAGAGGGCACGAUCGUCCUCCUGAGAGAAGACAACAUACCCCCGAUGCAGUGGGCUCUGGGAAGAGUCACCCAAGUACACCCAGGCUCCGACGGCAUUGUUCGUACCGUCACGAUUAAAACCGCUACGAACGUGUUGGUCCGGAGCGUGAAAAAACUCGCACCGCUGCCCAUUGAAGCCAAAGAAGAAGACUCGGAGGAACCAGCUACCAAGGGAGAACACUCAUCUCCCUAA
Messenger RNA from Habropoda laboriosa, 2103 nucleotides. RefSeq lists its product as uncharacterized. Bases 1 to 2103 code for a protein of 700 amino acids. The record is from RefSeq and is a predicted model, not a curated record. Lineage: Eukaryota; Metazoa; Arthropoda; Insecta; Hymenoptera; Apidae. Gene Ontology annotation, molecular function: nucleic acid binding. The transcript has a single exon. Gene Ontology annotation, biological process: DNA integration.